Linum trigynum is the source of this 1475-nucleotide messenger RNA. NCBI's taxonomy places the organism in Eukaryota, Viridiplantae, Streptophyta, Magnoliopsida, Malpighiales, Linaceae. The record is from the annotation of a GenBank genome assembly.
UAUAAACAUUAAUAAAAUUCAUUUAAUAAAAUUUUGUUUUUAAGCAUCUAAUUGUUUAGUAUUAGUUAUCAAUUCUUGGCUAUAAAUUAUUUUGUGUGAAAUAAUUCUUCUAAUUGCUUUUUCAUGAUUAAUUUAUUUGGAAUUGAGGAUUUCCAUUUUCGUCAUGUAUUUUAUUAAAACCGGCACAACCGGCAUGAAUACUGGUUGUACCACGGUCAGACCAUUCACUAACAAAACCGGCACACCGGCAUAAACCGGUUUGACAACCUUGAUCUGAAUCAAACGGAGCAGCUCAUCACCUGCAAGUGGGAGCACCAAUAUCAAUUCGUAGGACCACGUAACCUCUUGCCCAACCACAAACUUCUCCGAUCCAUUCUCACAAUUCAAUUCCUUCCACGACUUCUCUUUCUCGCCACCCAUAUUUUCCCACCCUUUCCAUCCAAAUUGCCAAACACCAUUUUCAAGCAACCACUCCACCACCAGCUUCCUUCUCUUCCUUCCCAUGUCUAGCUUACAACACCACAAGUUCCUCUCAAGGUCCUCCCCCGGCCAUGGCUUCCACCACCACCGUGUAAUUCCGAUUCGAUAUGCCACCUCCAUCACCACAAUCACCUGCACCUUGAUCAAGGACAAUCCCAACUCCAACCAGUUAGUCUCCCAACCACAGUGUGUCAGCAGAGCUCCACCGGUAAUCCCUCUCACCGCCAACGACCCCGGUUUGAAGUCGACAUGGUCCCACCGUGGAUGGGUUGCAACAGGAUGUGCCACCGUGCUCUUCUCCCUCGCCAAGGCUGCCGUCGGUGCAGCCAGCGUGCACAUUUGGCUCGAGCCGGUGCUCGCAGGGUACAUGGGUUACAUCCUGGCUGAUCUCGGCUCAGGAGUGUACCAUUGGGGCAUUGACAACUAUGGCGAUGCAUUGACGCCCGGGUUCGGUUCUCAAAUCGAAGCAUUUCAAGGUCACCACAAGUGGCCAUGGACGAUUACCAGGCGCGAAUUCGCCAACAACCUGCACUCCCUGGCUCGUGUCGUGGCGUUCUCGGUGCUUCCAGUGGAGCUGGUGUGCAGUGACCCUGUUGUGCUUGGCUUUGUGGGGAUGUUCUCCGGGUGCAUUAUGUUCAGCCAGCAGUUUCACGCUUGGGCUCAUAGUACGAAAAGCAAGCUGCCGGCAGCGGUGGUGGCAUUGCAGGAUGCUGGAGUUCUAGUGUCGAGGGGGCAGCACGCUGAUCACCACCGGCCGCCAUACAACAACAACUACUGCAUAGUGAGUGGGAUAUGGAAUGACUUGCUGGACAGGAAUAAGGUGUUCGAGGUGUUGGAGAUGGUGGUUUACUUCAAGCUAGGGGUAAAACCUAGGUCCUGGAGUGACCCCAACUCUGCCUGGACAGGAGACGAGGAUGCCGAGAUCACAAUCUGAAGUUGAAUUGCUCUUUCUGGUAGUUGCAUAGCUAUACUGAAUUACUAUAGUCUACAUUGUA